CUCUUGUAACCAGCCAACAGACGGUGAGCGCGUCUGCACGCUCCAGUCACCGAUAGGCUCGUAUUGGUCACAUGCGCUCUUCCUUAUUCCACUGAGGACUUGCUUUAUAGCCUUCAGCCCCCAUACAGUGAGCGAUCAAACAGAAUCACAGGACUACUGCUCGUCUUCGAUCGGCUUGUCUCAUCUUUGUUUUAAGCUGGGACCGGAAAAUGGGGAGAUUUCAGCGGUUUUUCUGAAGCUUCUGCUGAAUCUUACUGACAUCCUGAACGUUUCAACUGGUGUUUGGAUUCUGACACGAUGUCAGGAUUUUGGACAGAGACAGGGUGGUGUGCUUUCAUUUCAGCGUGAUUUUUUUUUCUCCCACUCAGAUGAUUCAACAGCCUGAGCGAAGUGAAUAAUCUCACAGCUGAAGUGUUUUAUUGCUUUAAACUUUUAGCUUUUAAAUGUCACUAAAGAUGAAUGAAUGGAAAGGAUCCAGAGAACAUGGUUUUCAAUGAUGACACCUUGUUUUUCAUUUUUUCCAAACGCAGCGCUUCACAUUCUAACGCUAAAGCUGUUGGUUUGGAUGAAGUGUGUUUGUUGUGAUGCGUCUAUCCUCCGUUUCCACUGACACCAGUUUGGAUUUUUCCUUUUGGAUCUGUGCGUUUCCAGAAUGGCUCGCUUCGCAGAAGAUCUACCCACCCGCUAUGGAGGAAGCGCAGCCGGCGGAGGGAGAGGAGGACCACCGGGCGCUGGGCGAGGGGGAGCCCGGGGUGGUGGCGCUCCGGGUGGCCAGAGGGUGUACAAGCAGUCGAUGGCCCAGAGAGCCCGGACUAUGGCCAUUUACAACCCGAACCCUGUCAAACAAAACUGCCUCACUGUCAACCGCUCCCUCUUCAUCUUCCGUGAGGACAAUCUCAUCAGGAAGUAUGCCAAGCGAAUAACAGAGUGGCCAUAUCCUUUCUGA
Molecule: messenger RNA, 946 nt
Organism: Labrus mixtus (cuckoo wrasse)
Lineage: Eukaryota; Metazoa; Chordata; Actinopteri; Labriformes; Labridae
Product: voltage-dependent P/Q-type calcium channel subunit alpha-1A-like
Exons: 1
Coding region: 653-946 (97 amino acids)
Source: RefSeq, a predicted model, not a curated record